UGACAGUGGUGUACAAAAAGAAAGUGGGCUCUAUUAUAAGUACCCGACGAAGCAUAACCCGCGCACUAAAGUUACGAAAACGCUAUGAUGGGUAAACAUCUGCUAAUUUGGUUCGGGCUGGCCUUGAUCUGCGCAUUAGGCACCUCUAAGAAAAUCCUCCAGGUGACCGAAUCCGUUACUCUUUCUCAGUCAUUGUUCUGGGACGAAGACGAGCAAUCGGUAUUAUUCGUUGACGUAUACAAUGCCGAGGUAUACGAACAUGUCUUUAACGGAAACACCACGUCAACCAAAAUCGAGGGAGAAGAAACGAUAUCUCUAGUAGCCCCAAUAGAGGGUAAGGGAAAGCUUUACGUCGUUGCUGGACAUCGGGACAUUUUGAAACUUGACUGCAACGAUAAUCGAGAAGUAGUCAGCAAAUUCGAAGCAAUUGGUGAAAUAGGGGAUGGUGAGGUAUUCUCCGACGGCAAAGUCGACUCUAGAGGGAGGUUGUGGAUAGCCACCUUGGUUGUUAGCGACGAAGGCCCCUAUCGAUACGUGAAGGGAGCGGGGUCUAUAUACUUGAUCACGGUAUACCACAACGAUACGGUAAAAAUCGAAAGGAAACUCUCGAAUGUAACUUACUCCAACGGAAUCGAGUUCUCAGGCGACGACAAGCAUAUUUAUAUUAUCGAAUCGGAUACGAGAACCAUUCACCAGAUCGAACUAGACAUCGAAACAGGGGAAUUAGGCGAUUCGAAGGUCAUUUUCGAUUUACACGACCACCCAAAUCUACACGGAUAUCCGUCUGGUAUCGUGUUAGACGGAAACGAUGAAUUAGGAGUAUCGUUGUACGGUUCUGGCAAAAUUAUUGCGGUGAAUCCCCACACGAGCGAGGUAACUGGCAUUGCAGAUAUUCCGGUGCCAAAUCCCACGAGCCUGGUGUACGGGGGUCCCAAGUUAGACAUCAAAUAUAUAUCCAGUUCUCGAAGUAAUGUGCCCGAAAGUGACCUGGCGAAGGAGGUCUUUGAUUCUGGAGCAAUUUUCGCCUCGGACGCACUAGGCUCUGGAUUCCAAUCGCAUAAAAUUAAACUUUGGAACUUCGACCUGGUCAGCAGUCCGGAUAUACGAAGUACCCUUUUUUUGUGCGAGUGGGACAGUAGGAACAGAUCACAACAUUGGGUGAAAAAGAAGUGGCCAAAAUGCACCUCUAAGAAGAUCUUUCAGGUAACCGAAUCCGUUUCAGCAUCUCAGUCAUUGUUCUGGGACGAGGAUCAGCAAUCGGUGUUAUUCGUCGACUUAUACAAUGCCGUGGUGUACGAACAUGUCUUCAACGGCAACACUACUUCUACCAAAAUCGAGGGACAAGAAACGAUAUCUCUAGUAGCCCCGAUAGAGGGCAAGGGAAAGCUGUACGUAGUUGCCGGAUAUCGAGAUAUUUUGAAGCUGGACUGCAAUGACGAUCGAGAAGUAGUCAGCAAGUUCAAAACCAUUGGUCAAAUAGGGGAUGGAGAGCAGUUUUCCGACGGCAAAGUCGACUCUAGGGGAAGGUUGUGGAUAGCUACCUUGGUAAGCAGCAACUUCACACCAUACCGUUUAAUAAAAGGAGCGGGGUCUAUAUAUUUGAUCACGGUUCACCACAACGAUACGGUGAAAAUAGAAAAGAAACUUUCGAAUGUGACCUACUCCAACGGAAUCGAGUUCUCUGCCGACGACAAGCAUAUUUAUAUUGUCGAGUCGGAUACGAAAACCAUCCACCAGAUCGAAUUGGAUAUCGAAUCCGGGGAAUUAGGCGCCUCGAAGGUGAUUUUCGAUUUGAACGACCACCCCCACCUCCACGGAUAUCCCGAUGGUAUCAUCUUAGACGGAAAUGGCGAGUUAGGGGUGUCAUUAUUCGGUUCUGGCAAAAUUAUAGCGGUAAAUCCUAACACGGGCGAGGUCACUGCCUUUGUCGAUCUUCCAGUGCCCAAUCCCACCAGUAUGGUGUUCGGGGGUCCAAACUUAGACAUCAAAUAUAUCGCCAGUUCUCGAAAAAAUUUGCAUCCAAGUGACCUAGCUAAGGAAGUCUUUGAUUCCGGAGCAAUUUUUGCCUCGGACGCACUAGGCUCUGGGUUCCAAUCGCAUAAAAUCAGACUUGUCUAACUCGGCAAUCGGAGAAAUAAUAAAAUGAUGCAC
Molecule: messenger RNA, 2151 nt
Organism: Cylas formicarius (sweet potato weevil)
Lineage: Eukaryota; Metazoa; Arthropoda; Insecta; Coleoptera; Brentidae
Exons: 12
Coding region: 85-2118 (677 amino acids)
Biological process (GO): L-ascorbic acid biosynthetic process
Molecular function (GO): calcium ion binding; gluconolactonase activity
Source: RefSeq, a predicted model, not a curated record